Hyaloscypha bicolor E is the source of this 1652-nucleotide messenger RNA. RefSeq names its product PLP-dependent transferase. The record is from RefSeq and is a predicted model, not a curated record. NCBI's taxonomy places the organism in Eukaryota, Fungi, Ascomycota, Leotiomycetes, Helotiales, Hyaloscyphaceae. The transcript has a single exon. Bases 1 to 1449 code for a protein of 482 amino acids.
AUGAGCACAGUGACGGACGCCUAUCCGGAGUAUAGAACAACUUCCCGGCUAGAUGAACUGCGUGCGACGGAAUAUUCCUAUCUCGAUAAACAGGACCACGUAUAUCUGGAUUACACAGGAUCUGGGCUGGCUGCUUACGCGCAGCGCAGCGCGCACGAUGAGCGAUUGGCGAGCACUUUAUGUGGCAACCCACACUCGGCCAAUCCCACCAGCGAGGCGACGACCCAUCUCAUCGAGCAGGCGAGAGCGAAGAUCCUGGCGUACCUGCGAGCAUCACCAGACGAAUACGCGGUAAUCUUCACUCCCAACGCGACUAGUGCUGCGAGGUUGGUGGGCGAGGCUUACCCCUUCAGCAGAGGAACCAGACUAAUUCUCUCGACCGACAACCACAACUCUGUCAACGGGCUGAGAGAAUUUGCCCGCCGUUCCCACACUCGGGCUGUCUAUGUUCCUACCCAGCCCCCUGAGUUGCGAAUUGAUGCGGCUGUUCUCAAGAGAGCGCUCCGUCGUCGAAGUCCUUGGGCCACACUGUUCGGAUCAGGGACGGCUGGUCGACGGGGCCUCUUUGCGUAUCCAGCACAGAGCAAUUUCUCUGGGGUGCGGCAUCCCUUGUCAUGGGUUAGACUGGCGCAGAAGCAAGGCUACGAUGUACUGCUGGACGCGGCAGCUUACCUGCCAACUGGGAAUCUGGACCUGUCCAUUGUGCAGCCAGAGUUUCUCAUCGUGAGCUGGUACAAACUGUUUGGUUAUCCGACUGGAGUGGGCUGCUUGAUCGCCAAGCGCUCUGCGCUGGCGCGCAUGUCUCGUCCGUGGUUCUCUGGAGGCACAAUCAAAGCUGUCGCUGUAGGGGUCCAGUGGCACGAGAUGGCCUCCGACGAGAGCGCUUUCGAGGAUGGUACUCUCAACUUCCUCUCUAUUCCUGACGUUGCCUUUGGGCUAGACUGGCUGGCGAGGAUUGGCAUGCAUGUCAUUGCCACACGGGUACGGUGUCUGACAGGCUGGUUUCUAGACCGUCUAGGACGUUUAGAGCAUAGUAAUGGCACCCCGAUAGUUAGGAUCUAUGGUCCUAAAGACACAAAGUCACGGGGAGGCACGAUAGCCUUCAACUUCCUUGAUGCAGUAGGCGAAGUGGUUGAUGAACGACUCGUAGCUGCAGAGUCAGCUGCGGCGAGAAUAUCACUGCGCACCGGUUGUUUCUGCAACCCCGGAGUGGCCGAGAAUGCGUUGGACCUGCAUGUCUCCAACUUACGCCAACUGCGUCACUCGAAGACAGCUUCCCUCGACGAAAUAAUACACCUCAUGGGCCUCCCGUCUGGUGGUGCUAUUCGCGUAUCAUUUGGUCUCGUAUCGACUGCUGAAGAUGUGGACCGUUUCUUUGCUUUUGCUAUAAAGACCUACCGAGACCGCGUGACCACUCCUGCAGGCCUCCCACCUCGGGACCGUUGCUGAGAUGUCAGUUAGGACGAGGUUGUCUCUCGAAUAGAGAGUUCGCAAGGGCGAUAAAGGGGCUAGAUGGCAUCGGAAAUUUUAGGGAUUGCGGUUGCUAGGAAUAGAGGAGUAACAAGCAGUCGUUCCAUGUAUUACGGCAGAUACGAAAAUAUGGCUCUUUUACAUACGGGGCUGGUUUGAAGUCUAGAAGAAUUAGAUCUUCU